AUGCCGAUGGAAGCAAGUUCAGUUUUUUUUGUUGUUGUUGAAAAGUGCAGAGAAAGCGUAUGGUGUGGAAUCUUGUGGGAUUCCAUCUUCUUCUUCAUCGACAAGGAUUUGAUCAAAGGAGGUACAGUUGUGAAUGCACAUCAUCAACAACUUGCUGAUGUUUAUGUGGAAGAUGGUAUUAUUGUCUCUGUGCAGCCAAACAUUAAGGUUGGGGACGAAGUUACUGUACUUGAUGCCGCUGGAAAGCAGCAGCACUAG
Molecule: messenger RNA, 258 nt
Organism: Eruca vesicaria subsp. sativa (arugula)
Lineage: Eukaryota; Viridiplantae; Streptophyta; Magnoliopsida; Brassicales; Brassicaceae
Source: the annotation of a GenBank genome assembly